UGAAUAAAAAAGGAAAACAAAUGUGGUCACCGAAGGUUAUAAGGAGAAAGCAGAUGUCCAGAGUAGACAAGUGGUGCUAUAAAUAUCCCUCCCUCUCACACUCCUCCAGAUAGGAGCCGAGUGAUGGACAGGUCCGUGCCUGAUCUGGCUAGAGUCUGGCUACCCCGCAGCCUGCCAGCCAGAGGGAGAGAGUGAGCUUAACCUGCGGGUGGUGGUGAUCCAUCCGUCGACAAGCCUUUCACAACUCUGGCAUCAUCCAUAUCAUCACCCUGGAAUAAUGAAUGGUUCUGGCUUUCAUGAUUAAACAGGGACGGCGCACUCACUAACAUGUCCAACAUGUCCAACCUGGCCAAACCCACCAAACCCAAGGACUCCACCAAGAUGAGGAUACGAGCCUUUCCUAUGACAAUGGAUGAGAAGUAUGUGAACAACAUCUGGGACCUCCUGAAGAAUGCCAUCCAGGAGAUCCAGAGAAAGAACAACAGCGGCUUGAGCUUCGAGGAGCUCUACCGGAACGCCUACACUAUGGUACUUCACAAACAUGGCGAGAAGCUGUACACAGGACUACGAGAGGUUGUCACCGAGCACCUCAUUAACAAAGUAAGGGAAGAUGUCCUGAAUUCCUUGAAUAAUAACUUCCUGCAGACGUUAAACCAGGCGUGGAAUGACCAUCAGACGGCCAUGGUCAUGAUACGUGACAUCCUUAUGUAUAUGGACCGGGUGUAUGUGCAGCAGAAUAACGUGGAGAACGUGUACAACCUGGGCCUCAUCAUCUUUAGGGACCAGGUGGUGCGCUACGGCUGUAUUCGAGACCACCUCAAACAGACGCUCCUAGACAUGAUUGCCCGCGAGAGGAAGGGGGAGGUGGUCGACAGGGGAGCCAUCCGUAACGCGUGUCUAAUGCAGGUGAUCCUCAGUCUGGAGGGUCGCUCCGUGUACGAGGAGGACUUCGAAGCCCCCUUUUUAGAAAUGUCUGCAGAGUUCUUCCAGAUGGAAAGUCAAAAGUUCCUAGCCGAAAACUGUGCCAGCGUUUACAUUAAGAAGGUGGAGGCGCGCAUCAACGAGGAGAUCGAGCGGGUGAUGCACUGCCUGGACAAGUCCACGGAGGAGCCCAUCGUGAAGGUGGUGGAGCGUGAGCUCAUCUCCAAGCACAUGAAGACCAUCGUGGAGAUGGAGAACUCAGGCCUGGUCCACAUGCUCAAGAAUGGCAAGACGGAGGACCUGGGCUGCAUGUACAAGCUGUUCAGUCGCGUGCCAAACGGUCUGAAGACCAUGUGUGAAUGCAUGAGUGCCUUCCUGAGGGAGCAGGGCAAGGCCUUGGUGUCGGAGGAAGGCGAAGGCAAGAACCCUGUGGACUAUAUACAGGGUUUAUUGGAUUUGAAGACGCGUUUCGACCGCUUCCUGCUGGAGUCCUUUAGCAAUGACCGGCUCUUUAAGCAGACCAUCGCCGGAGAUUUCGAGUACUUCCUCAACCUCAACUCCCGGUCGCCCGAGUACCUCUCCCUAUUCAUUGACGACAAGCUCAAGAAGGGAGUCAAAGGACUGACGGAGCAGGAGGUGGAGUCCAUCCUGGACAAGGCCAUGGUGCUCUUUAGGUACAUGCAGGAGAAGGACGUGUUUGAGAGGUACUACAAGCAGCACCUGGCCAGAAGACUCCUCACCAACAAGAGCGUCUCCGACGACUCUGAGAAGAACAUGAUCUCCAAACUCAAGACGGAGUGCGGUUGUCAGUUCACCUCUAAACUGGAAGGAAUGUUCAGAGACAUGAGCAUCUCAAACACAACCAUGGACGAGUUCCGCCAACACUUGCAGUCAACCGGCGUGUCCUUAGGAGGUGUCGACCUCACUGUCCGAGUCCUCACCACGGGCUACUGGCCCACGCAGUCAGCCACACCCAAGUGCAACAUCCCCAACUCCCCCAGACAUGCCUUUGAAGUCUUCCGAAGGUUUUACUUGGCCAAACACAGUGGUAGGCAGCUCACCCUACAGCACCACAUGGGAUCAGCAGACCUCAACGCCACCUUCUACGGUCAUAUCAAGAAGGAGGACGGCUCAGAGGUGGGCGUGGGCGGAGCCCAGGUGACCGGCUCAAACACACGCAAGCACAUCCUACAGGUGUCCACCUUCCAGAUGACCAUCCUCAUGCUCUUCAACAACCGGGACAAGUUCACUUUCGAGGAGAUUGGCCAGGAGACGGACAUCCCCGAGAGGGAGCUGGUGCGGGCGCUGCAGUCGCUGGCCUGCGGGAAGCCCACGCAGCGGGUCCUCACCAAGGAGCCCAAGUCCAAGGAGAUCGAGAACGGCCACGCGUUCACGGUCAACGACCAGUUCACCUCCAAACUGCACAGAGUAAAGAUCCAGACAGUUGCUGCUAAGCAGGGCGAGUCGGACCCUGAGCGGAAGGAGACGCGGCAGAAGGUGGACGACGACAGGAAGCACGAGAUCGAGGCGGCCAUCGUCCGCAUCAUGAAGUCCCGCAAGAAGAUGCAGCACAACGUCCUAGUAGCAGAGGUCACCCAGCAGCUUAAGGCACGUUUCCUCCCCAGUCCUGUGGUCAUUAAGAAACGCAUCGAAGGACUUAUAGAGAGAGAAUACUUGGCACGGACGGCCGAGGAUCGCAAAGUGUACACCUACGUAGCAUAGGACACAUUGGACACAAAGGAGUGGGUGGGCACAGGAGUAAUCAUAAAAAAAAAAGAAAAAGAAAAAAAAAAGUUUUGGACUGCUCUUCGCAUGGACUGGGAAGUUUCUUAGUAAUGUGAAGACUGCGGGGAAGCACUUCCAUCUUCCUCGUUAUCACACGCCGCCAAUCCAUAAAGUCCGACAAUAAACGGAAUCAACACACGAAAAACAAACAAUCCAUUAGGUGUCGUAGGUUACUUCGCAAUCAGGCAAUUCUACUUCCUGUCUGAGAUUCCACAUGGAUGGAUCCAGCGCCAAGCUUUUCACUGUUUUACCCUUGUAGACAUCAACUUAUAAAAGAAUCCCAUGGCAAAAUGUGAAUGCACAUUUUUUUUGUUUUGUUUUCAAUACUGUAUUAAAAAGAAAAAAACACAAAUAAUUAUUAAAAAAAAGAACAAAACAAGAGCAGCAAAUGUGAAUUGCUUUGACAAAAAAAAUAGAAUAAAGUUAAUAUUGAAUUCUCUUAUGUCCUCAAGACUGGCGCGUUGUAAUAAAGUGGCCUGAGGUUGUCUUC
Molecule: messenger RNA, 3196 nt
Organism: Alosa sapidissima (American shad)
Lineage: Eukaryota; Metazoa; Chordata; Actinopteri; Clupeiformes; Clupeidae
Product: cullin-3-like
Exons: 17
Coding region: 328-2643 (771 amino acids)
Biological process (GO): protein ubiquitination; ubiquitin-dependent protein catabolic process
Cellular component (GO): Cul3-RING ubiquitin ligase complex
Molecular function (GO): ubiquitin protein ligase binding
Source: RefSeq, a predicted model, not a curated record